Antechinus flavipes (yellow-footed antechinus) is the source of this 2087-nucleotide messenger RNA. RefSeq names its product alpha-ketoglutarate dehydrogenase component 4-like. The transcript has a single exon. Gene Ontology annotation, biological process: 2-oxoglutarate metabolic process. NCBI's taxonomy places the organism in Eukaryota, Metazoa, Chordata, Mammalia, Dasyuromorphia, Dasyuridae. The coding region runs from base 68 to 376 and encodes 102 amino acids. The record is from RefSeq and is a predicted model, not a curated record.
UCUUUAAUAAAUUUUCCUGGAGAGUUUGUCGGCCUGCCCCGGAAACGUUACAUCCCCCUGGGUCGCCAUGGGCAGCAAGAUGGCGGCGGCCACUCAGGUUGUGCAGGUAGUCAAGCCACAUACUCCAUUAAUAAGGUUUCCUGACAGCAAAGGCUACCCCAAACUGAAUGUACCCGAAUCUUUAACAUCAUCUGUACUUCCAUCUCACUCUUCUGCAAUAUCACAACAUUCUUUGGGUGGUAAAUCAUCAGGUUUGCCAAUGAAUCGUGGUCCACCAGAUUCUGCUGAAAUAGUAAAAACAUUACCUCAGAAAUAUAGGAGGAAAUUCAUAUCUCCAGAAGAGAUGGAAUUUAUUCAACGUGGAGGUCCAGAGUAAUCGCUGACAAGCAUAUUAUGAUUAUCAGACAAGAGAGUGGUUAUCUUCACAAUAAAGGCCUUCAAAAAUGACAUGUUAAACUGUAUAUGAAACCAAUUUAAUAUAAGAUGCUGUAUAAAAUGCAGGGUUACAAAUUUAGAUAGCCAUUUAUAUUUCCUAAUUUGUUUAAAUCAGCUUGUAUAUAAAUUAGGCUGAAGAUUUGAGUUAUUAUUUCUUAAAAGUAUAGGAAUUUUUGUAAUUUAGAUAGCAUAUUAACUUUUGAUUUUCAAUUAUCUCUAAUAUUUAAUGUUGCUCAGGUUUAAUUUCCAGUGACCUUAAUUUCCUAUAAUUUUUCAUUGUAAGAAAUGGAAAGUUAGGAGAAGAUACCAGAAGUCUUGAGAUCAGAUGAGAAUCAAUGUUAUACUAUUCUGACGGAUAAAAUUGAGACAGGACAAGUCACUGUUAGUGAGAGUGGGACAAUAAUGAAAAAUGAUGAUGAAUAAUGAAUGAUAAAAUAAUCAGUUACCAAACUUCUGUUUGUCAAAAACCGUGAAAUGACAAACAAAAAAUGAAGUGGAAGUAGGGGGGAUAUGUUUUAAAAGGUUUUUUGUGUGUGUUUUAAGAAAAGAAAAAGUUCCUGCCCUUUUGAGUUUGUUUUGAUCAUGUAUUGUGAGCACAUAUCAAAUUAAAUAUUUAUUUUUUUCCCCAAAAAUAAAUAAAUAAAUAAAUAAAUUUUCCUGAUUUUCAAUAUCAAGAAUGUUAUUUCCAACAGGAGGAAAUUAAGAAAUGACAGACUUUUGAAUGGAUAACAGGAUUUUACAUAUGAUCAUGAAGGUGAUAGUGAGCCAUUUCUAUGUCAUUUCCUCUGUGAAUUCUUCAUCAGUCACCCCAGUUCAGUGCCUCAUAGAAUUUACUGUAUUUCAGAAGGGUUCAGAUUCCUCCUUAGAUAUUUAUUAGUUAUAUGACCCUGUAUGACUCUCUCAGUCUUGGUUUCCUUCAUCAUAAAAUGGGAAUAAUAAUAGCAUCUACUUCCCAGGGUUGUUGUGAGGAUAAUGAGAUAACAUAACAUUUACAGACCUUAAAGCUAUAGAGCUUUAUUUUUAAUCAUUAUUUUUGUUAUUAUUAUUAUAGCUACUUCAUAAGUAGCUAUUGUUGAGUAUCAAAUGAGAUAUAUAAGUUCUUUUUAAGCUCCAAAGUCUUUAAAUACUAACGUUAGAAGUACACUCUUGAUAUUGAAAAUCAGAUAUCCAGGAAAAUUUAUUAAAGAAAAAUCUUAAGGAAUCGUCUUAACAUUCCUGGCCUGAAGUGAGCCCCACUCCUCUUCAGGAAGAGGGAGCAUUAAACACAUAAGUGAGAGAACUUUUAUACUUGCUAAUGUAGUGCAGCCCUUUCCUUCAGAGAAUGAAUUGAUUCAUUUCUUCCAGGUUACAAUCUUUCUGAUAAGGACAUUACAUGUUUUUUUCUUCCCGGGUUAUUUAUACCUUCUGAAUCCAAUUCUCCCUGUGCAACAAGAGAACUGUUCGGUUCUGCAAACAUAUAUUGUAUCUAGGAUAUACUGCAACAUAUCCAACAUAUAUAGGACUGCUUGCCAUCUAGGGGAGGGGGUGGAGGGAGGGAGGGGAAAAAUCGGAACAGAAAUGAGUGCAAGGAAUAAUGUUGUAAAAAAAUUACCCUGGCAUGGAUUCUGUCAAUAUAAAGUAAUUAUUAAAUAAAAAUUAAAAAAAAAAAAAAA